Molecule: messenger RNA, 4504 nt
Organism: Schistocerca serialis cubense
Lineage: Eukaryota; Metazoa; Arthropoda; Insecta; Orthoptera; Acrididae
Product: zinc finger protein 235-like
Exons: 4
Coding region: 337-2889 (850 amino acids)
Cellular component (GO): nucleus
Source: RefSeq, a predicted model, not a curated record
GAUUGGUGUUAGUAACUUGAAAGUCUGUAUUACAUGCUGUUGGCGUGCAUGCUUUUUAUUUGGAUUCAUGAAGCAAUACAAAGGGGUUGACAAACACUGUUUGUGUUGUUUUGAAUUGGGUGGACGAAGACAGGAACCGUGAAAUAUCAACAUGUUUGCGGUGUGAAAAAUCCGUAGGUUAUGGCGCUGUACGAACAAAAAAAACAUUUAUCCAUACAUAUUGUAGUUUUCAAUUACGAUGUUUGAGUCUCUACCUAUACGUGCAAGGUCACCCCUGAUUAAUAUAACCUAACCUGUCAGAUUAUUUACCCUGCUACACUACAUUUUCAUUAAUGAAUGAAUUAUAAAAUGAGUAAUGGAGAAAAACAAAAACGACCUACCUGUUUGAUAUGUGGCGGUCCAAUUUCAUCCAGUAAUUACGGUGUAUUUUGUACGGUUGUACCUAAUACUGAUACGCUGCUUGCCAAUGCAGUGGAGAAAAUUGUAUGCAAGAAACUUGUACGGUCUGUAUUGUCAGCAGCAUCCAUCUGUGCAAAAUGUUUUUCCCUUUUUGAGGAAUUAGCAUGCGCCGAAACAAAGUGCACAUCCAUCAAGAAAAAAAUUCUAACAUUUUUUGAAAGAAAUUCCCAUAGAAUAAAAAAUGGUAUACAGGAUAUUCAGGGUGUAGCGUGUCAGACAGAAGAUGUGAUAGAAAUUAACAGUGUUGUUGAGAAACCAGAUGAUAAACUGAAAGAGGAGGAAUGUGAACCAGAUACUGAAAAUUCUUGUGAGAAAUCUACUACAGAACAGAAGACUGAUACUGGCAAAGUUACCCCUCGAACUUCAAUAGUUGCAGCUGGGAAAGCAGGAGCUUACAGUAAGAGAAAAGGAAGACCAGCACGAAAACCACAUACAUCUAAACAAAUUUCUAACAAGUUAUCCAGUGGUCAAGGAAAAGAUGUUCAUCGAGUUCGGCGUUAUAUACACCCAUGCUCACUUUGUGGUAGACUUUUUCGUCGUCCUUGUGAGGUAAAACAGCAUUUGUUGUCCCAUGGGGGUGCAAAGCCUUAUCAGUGCCGUGAUUGUGGGAAAAAGUUUGGCUCAAAAUCAGGUGCAGGUAUUCAUGCUCUGAAGAAGCAUGGUAAAGAUAUAACUGAAGAAAAUAUAAUUGACUUGUGUAAGGAUGGUACUUUUAUAAACUCUUCUUCUGACCAGGUAAAUAUGAUGGUUGAAAGAGACAAUAAAGUGAAGAAGGAAGUAGAUGAUCACAGAGACAAUGACACAACAAGUAGUGAUGAUGAUUUUGAGUGGAAAAUGGAUGAAGAAGAAAUUUUUGGUAUGUUUAGUAGUGAGGGGCAAAAAUUUGACUCUGUAACCAACUCACCAGACAAAGGUACAUCUAGUGAAACUGAACAAAAUGGAACUGUUAAUGUUAAAAAUGAAGAUGUUAAAAAAGAUAUUACCGAAGACAAGAGCAAAGAGGAAGAAGCAAAGCUAUCUGAUACUGGAAAAUCUUCACAAGGACCAAGAAAUAAUGAAGAGAAUAAUGACAGCAAAGACGACAAGAGGGCCAGAAAAGAAAAGAAAAGAAAGCGGGAGCCAGCACCGAAGGUACCAAAACACGAGUGUGGUAUCUGUGGUAAGAAGUGGCGAACUAUGAGUGAAUAUAGAUCACAUGUUGCGACUCACAGUGAUGAAAGACCAUACAUUUGUGAAAUUUGUGGGCAAGCGUAUAAACACAAACCAGCACUAGAUAUUCAUGUUGGGAUGCAUAAUGGUAUAAAUCCCUUCUGUUGCCCCUACUGCAACAAGGCAUUCACCCAAAAGGGAGCACUUCAACGCCAUAUGCCCAUACACACUGGGGAAGCACCAUUCCAGUGUGAACUUUGUGGAAAGCGAUUUGUACAUCAUACAAGUUUCAAUAUGCACACAUUGGCCCACACUGGUCAGAAGAGUUACAAAUGUGGUCUCUGUGGCUUGGCACUGCUGUCUGGAUCACACCUUAAGCGACACUCAAGAGUCCACACAGGAGAGCGACCUUAUCAGUGCCAGACAUGUGGAAAACGUUUUGCCGAGAGAUACAACUUAGUUGCUCAUACACGAGUCCAUGACACUAGCUCUAACUCUGGUGUAAGAGAUGGAGGCUACAAGAAACAUCACAGGUGUCAGUUGUGUGGAGCGAGAUUCGACCGAAGACCGAAGUUGGACCAUCACAUGGCUCUCUGUCACAAUAAGCUAGGAGAGUCAGAAGACAACCAAAAAUGGAUAGGUCAUACUAUGACUGAAGAGUCAAGUAAACAGACAGCCAGUGAUCUGGGUACUAUGAUGCCAUCAGCGACACUGAGUCAACCCCACUUGCACAAUGUAGCACCAACUUCUGCUCAUCAGCACCGCCCGCUUUUACUUCACACAGUUCAUGGACAAACACAUGGACCAGAUCAUGAACAUAGUCACACUCAUGGUUCAAAGGUGACAGCAGCUCAUUCACAUGGUCAUCCCCAUGCACAUCCACUCCUGGCAGCUGCAGCAGCUCAUCAGACUCUGAGUGUUCCAAACCAGCACCAGCAAAAUUGGCAUCAAAUUAUUUUUGGUGGAAAUGGUGGUGUGAGGGCAGAAGAUGGAGCAGGUAACUUGUUAGAUGGAGUUCCACAAGUUAAGGUAGGAAUUCAAAGUGCAGGUAUAAAUGGAACUGCACAGCAUCGGCUUCUUACAGAGAUGCCAUCUUUGGGGCACAAUACUCAAAACCACAGUGUUGGAGUAAGCAUAGGCACUGGUCGAAAUGUACUGGCAUCUUGCUUAGCAGCUGCUGCACCACAUCAUCUUGUGGCAAACAGUCAUGCUCCACAUUUAACAAAUCAUCAUUCAGUUACACAGUCUCGAGUGAAUAUGUUUUCUUCUGGUGAAAGCUGAAAAUUUUUGAGUCCUUCCUUAGAUCAAAUUGGUAUUGGUGCUUUCAGUCAAUGCUUUGACAAGGGCAGUGUUAUCUCUUCACAGAGAAUGUUGUAGCAACCUCAAGGAGAUUAUAAAGGUCAGUUUCCAUUUUGCAACACUUAGUUGUAAAAGUGAAGUGUUCUGGUCAUAUCUUCAUUUUCUACCAUAUCAGAUUUAUGCAGUGUGAGAGAACAUCAGAGAACAUUCCAAUGAAAUUUCCAUUCAUAGCAUUCUGAUUAUAAAACUAUUUAUUGGUUUGCCACUAUGACACAGAAAAAACAAAAUCAGGGAUACCAGUUAAAACAAUGCCAUCAAUUCAACUGAGGCAGCUGAAAGUAAAAUAUUGUUAUAGACAUAUUUUCAUCAUUGUCUUGCAAGUGUAUCAGAAAAAAAUAUGAAAUACAUGAAGUCGAUAUGUCAUUCAACUUAUCCAUUGGGAAUUUUUACUAAUUUAGCAGGAGAUAUGUUUUGCAGUCGACAUUAGAGAUGUGUCUAGAAAGAAAUCAUGACAUUUGUGGAUGAAAGGGAGGAAAGUAUUGGAAGUUAUAAAGGUCUGUUGGCACUGAAUAUCAUAGUUAUAGCAGAAGUUAGAAACUAGCAUGUAUGAAAUUCCGACAGGAGAUGAAGAGGUUCAGUCCCAUAAAUCAGAAUCAGUUUGGAGCAUGAACACACAGAGCACAUGUAGAUUAUUUCAGCCAAGAAAUAGAGAAUCAGUUGGUUACUAUUGUGAAUACUUUCCAUAGUUUGUAACAGAAGAGUCUGUGGAGUGUGGGAGCUCCGUACAGCUGUGAUUGCCUUUGUGGUAGGAGCUGUGUGAGAAAGCAAGCUCUGCUGUCCUUUUGCAGUGCUGGUUCCACAAAUGAGCUGGGUGCUUUAUAAUGGGGAGCUGUACCUUUUCUCUGUUGAGUCAUUGCUUCAUCACUCAUUUUGAAACACACAAACAAAAUGCCUUCAAAAUGACUUGAAUAAUUGAAAUACUUUUUUUUUGCUAAGUGUUCGUUUGUUUAUCAUAACCCUUCUCUUUUCCCCAAAACGAAACAGAGUCGUGUUGAGUGCUUGUUGUUCGUAGCAGAAAUUACUAAGCUUUCUGGCUUAGUCUGUCCAGAAAGUAUAAAGUGGUGGAGAGAAUGCUUUGUGUUUAAAAGUUGUAGGCUUUUUUUCAUACUAAAUUGCAGAAUUUUUAUUUCAUUCACCAUUUUGUAUCCCUCUGACUAUUUGAGAAUGUUCUUAUUUUUUGUCAUAUUCCACCCACAUUUUCUUGUGCAGAUAUAAGAAAUUCAUCUGACAAAAACCUUGUGGUGUAUACUAGAACACAAUGACUGUGUAACACUUAAUAUGACAUCCAAAGCAGCUUUUGACAUUUAAGUCUUUUCACAGGUGUGCUGUAUUUCAACAACCCCUCAAUUUAUGUAGUAUUUCCUUGUAGACAGGGUCUUGACAGUGGGUGACCACAGUUGUACUAUCUUCCUCCAACAACUAAUAGCACUUUGUGAAUUUCUAUUAGCACAUAUUUGCAUUAGUGUGUUUGUUAACUCUGUGCAAGAGAAUUAGGAAUUAAUUUGGUCUCUCUCUUUCUCUCUCUGACACACACACA